AUGCAAGAUCCUUUCUUCAGUGCCCCCACAACUACACGAAAGCGAAAACGUAUUGGAGCAGCAAGUAGAUCACAAAACAAAACGAAUACAGCAGCACCGAAACGUUCACGACAACAACAACAACAACAACGGAAUGGCAGAAAGAAACACGAUAGUGACGUUGAAGAAAACGGUGACGACGAUGAAGGAGGCAUUGACACAAUGAAUCUAUCUGGUGGCGAUUCUGAAUCGUCGGAAGAAGAGAUUGAAGAAACAGCUGCCGAGAAACGUGUUCGAUUAGCGAAGGCUUAUUUGGGAAAGAUUCAAGAAGGUCUUGACGAGGAUCUCGGUGGUUUUGAUGCUGCCGAUUUAGAUCGUGAUUUAAUUGCAGAACGAUUAAAGAAGGACGAGGACGAAUUGGAAGGCAGACUUCAUCGACGAGUAGCAGAUACUUUUGAUUAUGCAGCCAUUGACGAAAACAGCAUACAAAGCAAAAAAGGUCAUCAGCUUGCGGUUACUUCGGUGGUAUUUUCUGAAAGCGGCUCUAUUCUCUAUACCGCAUCUAAAGACGGUUCUAUCGUUAAAUGGGAUAUGAAAACAUUCAAAAAGCUGCACACAUUCCCAGGAGGACGAAAGGGCGUCAAGGAGUAUGUAGGACACACAGACCACAUUUUGUGCAUGGCGAUGAGCUCUGACGGUGAAUAUCUUGCCACCGGCGGGCGCGAUCGCAUCAUUAAUGUUUGGUCUGUGCAGGAAGAUAAGCAUAUCAUUGCAUUCAAGCAACACAAAGACACAAUUUCGGGCCUGGCGUUCCGUAAAGGACAUCAUCAAUUGUACUCUGCAUCAUGGGACCGAACGAUCAAGCUGUGGAACGUGGAUGAACGUGCAUACAUGGAAACCUUAUUUGGCCAUCAAGACCAGAUUGGCGAUAUCGAUACCCUUGGCCGCGAGCGAUGCGUCUCUGUUGGCGGCCGUGAUAAGACGGCACGAAUGUGGAAGAUUGUGGAUCAAUCACAGCUGGUGUAUCGCGGUGGUAUAUCCAGCAAGGAGAAAAAAGAGAAUGGUGCCCCCAAGUUUGCCGAGGGUUCGUUGGACUGCAUUGCACAGAUCGACGAAAAGAUGUUUGUAACAGGCGGUGAUGGCGGCGUCAUUUCAUUGUGGGAUAUUGGACGGAAAAAGCCAGUGUACUCCAUCUCACCUGCGCAUGGCGUAAACACAACAGUGAGCGAGAGCGAAGGAGAAAUCGAUACAGCUUAUUGGAUCACGGCGAUCGCAUCGCUGCGGUAUUCCGACUUGUUUGUUUCUGGUUCGUGGGAUGGAUUUGUGCGGCUCUGGAAAAUUGCACCGGACAAUAAGAGUUUCAGCCAAGUCGGUCAGGUGGCCGUUGCGGGUGUUGUCAACAGCAUCGAAAUUAAGACGGUGUUUCCAUCCAACCGCACCGUCAUUGCCGUGGGUGUUGGCCAGGAGCUGAAGUCAGGGCGCUGGUUGCGCCUGAAGAAGGGUGUCAAAAACUGUACAAAGAUCAUAGAACUACCUGAACUUGCUACUGCUAAAAUAUAAUAAUAAUAAAAAGGAAGGCAAAACAAAACCAUAUGACCAUCUGACUCCAGGGGCAAUGAUUUCUUUUAAAUCCCAACCCACCGGUUGCUGCAUUUUCUUUUGUCGCUCUUGUCUUCUUUCCCUUUUCUUUCUUUUUUGAAUAUUUUCAUGCGUUUAUCAUCCUUGGCGCUUGUCUCUGUAUCAUGUCUGUUUGGUCUUGCAAGGUCGAUUGAGAUACAGAUACCGUUUCGACAGCCAAAAGCGCUUGUUGAGGACGAGCUGUAUACGGCCACACAAGAUUGGCUCCAAGCAGACACACAGGCAAUGUCAUGCGCAAAGUGCAUUUCUCUCUUGCAAAUGGUCAAAAAUCUUUCUUACAUGUCCGAGAGUCUUCUUAUUGCCACCUUGGUGAGCGUAUGUCGACGGACACAGAAAGUGGAUACAGACGUCGUACGUAUAUCCUCCACCCUUAUCG
Molecule: messenger RNA, 1993 nt
Organism: Zychaea mexicana
Lineage: Eukaryota; Fungi; Mucoromycota; Mucoromycetes; Mucorales; Lichtheimiaceae
Product: WD40-repeat-containing domain protein
Exons: 7
Coding region: 1-1539 (512 amino acids)
Cellular component (GO): small-subunit processome
Molecular function (GO): snoRNA binding; protein binding
Source: RefSeq, a predicted model, not a curated record